Molecule: messenger RNA, 3399 nt
Organism: Pipra filicauda (Wire-tailed manakin)
Lineage: Eukaryota; Metazoa; Chordata; Aves; Passeriformes; Pipridae
Gene: SARAF
Product: store-operated calcium entry associated regulatory factor
Exons: 6
Coding region: 32-931 (299 amino acids)
Biological process (GO): regulation of store-operated calcium entry
Cellular component (GO): endoplasmic reticulum membrane
Source: RefSeq, a predicted model, not a curated record
GGGGCGGAGGGUGACGUAGUUUAGCGCUGUCAUGGCGGCCGCCACCGCUCACCUCCUGCUGCUCCUGCUCUGCGCCGCCGCCGGCCCCGCGCUGGGCUGGGACCGCCCGGGGAAGGUUCUGCUGAGGGACAUACAGGCGCUCACUCUCCACAGAGGGCAGUACACGACGUCCCGGCGGACACCUGCGGUCCCACAGCUGCAGUGCACGGGAGGCACUGCGGGGUGUUCCCGUGUCCCUGAGGUGGUUCAGUGUUACAACAAAGGUUGGGAUGGCUAUGAUGUACAGUGGCAGUGCAAAGCAGACUUGGACAAAGCCUACCGCUUUGGACACAUAGAAGUGAGCUGUGAAGGCUACGAUUACCCGGAUGAUCCUUACAUCUUGAGAGGCUCCUGUAGUUUGCUGUUCAGGCUAGAGCUGACUGAGGAAGGUGAAAGGAAGGUGAAGACCUCUGGAAGCUUUGGUUCUAGCUAUUAUCAGUCAAGGCAUGAUUCUUCUGAUUCUGGUUCUGGAGUGAUUGUUGUAAUAGUUCUUCUUGCUCUUGCUUUUGGAGUAUACAAGUUCUUCCUCAGCAAUCAGCAGCCUCAGCAGAGUCCCGGUGACAGUGAUGGAUUCGCGAGGCCGUUCUGGCAGAGUCAGCAGGCACCUCCUCCUCCUGGCUUUAAGUCCAGCUUCACAGAUGACAAUAGCUUUGGAACUCAUUCCCAUCAUGGAGCCCAUUCAGGACCAGGAUUUUGGACUGGAUUAGGAGCAGGAGGCUUGCUAGGCUACUUGGCAGGCAGUCACAGAGCACAGCCACGUUCCCCAUAUUACAGUAUGUGGACAGAUCCCACAGCUGCACCUCCUAUGAAUGAGCACUCAAGCAAUUCCACACAAGGUAGCAGUUCAGGAACAAGAACUGCUUCUGGCUUUGGGGGCACAAAACGAAGAUGAAAUCCUUGACGUUAUUACAUCGGAGUCAUUGAACUGAAUCUUCCUGUGCACUUGUAUUUAUUUUAUUAAUAGUAGGUUUCAGAAGGGAAUGUGAAGUAUGAAAGACUAGGCAAAAAGAUCCUUUCUUUCUUUGUGGAAAUGUGGACUCUCACUGCUGUGUAGGAUAUCACAAGUGUUGGAACAUCCACUGUUUCAAAUCAGCAGCUUCUCAUACAGAAUAAAUCCAUCCAAGUUAAGAAAAAUUAUGUUACAGUGACUAUAUAUCUGACUGUACUUGAGGGAUUAUGGCAAUGAUAGCCUUACCAGAUUUUUUAACAAGUAGCUUGCUAUUCAUGUUCUGGGCUUAAUUUCAUUUGAUCUAGAAUUUCUGACGUAUUUCUUUCCACCUCUUUCUUGGUAGUCCAGCAUCCACCUGAUACCUAAGGAGUGCUGCUCUUUGAAGCUACUUUUGUUCGUCAUUGUAGAAUUCAUGUGAACUUUACUGUAAGUGCAGUCAGCUACUCAGAUAAGUGUUGCAGUUUUUCCUCAGUGGAAAAGAGUAAAACUGUAUAUAGAGAGACUAACAUUAAUAUGUUUGUAUCUGUGAUGUGUGACUGUUGGAGCUAAAAUUUGCAGAUUUGAGGAUGCUCCAUGUUUUAGAGCUUAUCCAAGGUGACUGUGCAAACCUAGGGUAUUUUGCGUAUAAAUUAGGGGGGAAGUAAAUAAGUAACCUGAAAAGAGACAAGAUGGUUUUUCUCUGAUUUGAACCUUUUUCUGGAAGACUGAGAUAAUUUAAAUUCAGGUGAUAGCAGACAUUUUGCCAGCAUUGAGGCCACAGGCUUUGCUUUUAAUGGUGGAUGUUGGCAGUGCUGUGAAAACUUCUGAUGUGAAUGAUCUGUCCUGCUAGAUGACCUGUCUAUGACACAGUAAACCAAAGGUGCUUAUUGCAAAGGGAAGGGAGCAUUCUUAAUCCAGAGCUGGUAGAAUCUCUAGAGCACAGCAGGCCUUGAUACUAAGCAAAAAAGAAAAUUGCGUGUCUAACAGGAUGGAAACUUUACCCGGUAUACUUUUUCAAAACAGAGUGCUGUUAAAGAGUGGGAAGCAGAAAAGCUUUAUUCUGUGAUGAUAUUUUGGGGGCUCUGAGAAGUAUCAUACAGUUCUUGUGUGAUUGACACUGCCCUGGGAGAAGCAUUGCUGAAAAGAAAGCAGAGAAGUUUCUCAGGAUUGUGGGAAGAGGGCAAGAGUGAAAAAUGGGCUGCUUGACCCCCAGGUCUUCUCCAGAACUCAUCCUAAUAGAGUGUAGAAGUGUGUGCACAGAUUUUGUAUGCUGGCAGCAGCAGGAGGAGCAUAGCUUUCAGCCUUGUGAAAGUAAAGUGUCUGGGAAUUGAUAUAAACUAUUACAGUGAAAGCAAAGCGCUGCUUUGCUGAUACAAGUUGCACCUCCACAAGGAGAUAUAGCAGGUCUGGUUAGUUUCUAAGAAAGUGACUUCAGCAUAACUAAUCUGAAAGCAGCUAUGAGUACAGAAAAAAUUGGCUCAUAUGAUUAUGCCCAAGUUCAAUGUCUGGCUUACUCAAACAAAAGAAAACCAAAGAAGAAAACAAAACCAAAAUAAACAAGCAAACAAAACCAUCAAAAAACAUAGAAGUCUGUAUGAAGUCAACAGAAGCUAUGAAAAAGUGCUUGCACUGAAAAUGUUAUUUUGAAAAUAUCAAAUGAAAAGUGAUAACUUGAGGGUAAAAUGGUGGUUUGCUUCUCAGAGCUGCCCGAGGGUUGGGGAAAAAUAACUGCAUUAACAGUUGCAAUCUGCAUUAUGAACCUAAAACCAAAAAGGGAAUACCUUACCGAUGGCCUGUUAGAAAGUUCUACUUUUUAUGAGAAGUAGUAUAUGGUAAAUCUCUUACCUUUUUGACAAAGUGUAGCAAAAUAAUGUAUUUUAAAUGUGGAGUUUUUACUUAUUUCUAAGUGUAUUCAGGUUGAAACUUGUCACAGUCAAUAUUCUCUUUGCCAACUAAUUACCUAACAAUGAAACUGGAUUUUUGCUAACUGGGUAGUUUGAAGCUGAAGUUAGCUCUCAAAUUACAACGUGCUAUGAAAUGUGUUAGACUAUGUUUUCGUAUGUAUUUAUAGUUUCUGCAUGAAAUGUGAUUUGAUACAUGAACCUGAUGAAUACUGAAUACAGUUUCCAAAUCUGUAGGAUAUUUUUGCCCUUCCCUUUGGUAAUGAAAUAAGUGAAUAAGGAGUACUUUUUUCUUUUAAGCAUUAUCUCGAGGCUUGCAGGGAUGGCGUGUUCUGUUUUUUCAGAGUUGUCUGUCUCCGUCCACUUCCCGGGUGGUGUAAUAUCAUCCUUUACCCCCAGACCCAGAGUGGGUAAGCUGUAUGUUGUUUCAAUAAAAUAAAACAAUUCUGGGAACAGAGUUAUUAUACUGAUUAGAUUUUCAAUAACAAAAUACUGAACACUGUACAGAAUUAAAUGCUUUCUUGUAAAUCA